Molecule: messenger RNA, 2268 nt
Organism: Brenthis ino (lesser marbled fritillary)
Lineage: Eukaryota; Metazoa; Arthropoda; Insecta; Lepidoptera; Nymphalidae
Source: the annotation of a GenBank genome assembly
AUGUUGGCGAAUAUAAGCGGGACCUUAGUGCAGGGAUUUCAUCAGGAUGGUCACUCGGUGAUGACGUCCGGUAAGAAAAUGGAGUCGAAAGGCACUCAAAUACACUUACCCCUCAUGGGGCGCGGGAGCCGCGGUGAGCUGAGCGACAAAGUCAUGUUCUCAGUCAAAUCACCCCCCGAACAGUUAAAUAAUGGACAGCUACUUGGAGGCUCACAAAUGAAUCUGUGCAAUGGCGGCACAGGUGCAAUAACAGGGCUCGUACCUAAGAUCCCCAAUGGCUAUGGGGACCAAAAGAAACCUAUGGCAUCACUCACUCAUUUACCGAAACGUCCUCCAGUCGACAUAGAAUUCUCGAACCUCUCCUACUCAGUCAGUGAAGGCAGGAAGAGAGGGUACAAAGCAUUGCUCAAAUGUAUCAAUGGGACGUUUCGAUCAAGCGAACUGACAGCUAUCAUGGGCCCCUCCGGCGCUGGGAAAAGUACUUUGAUGAAUAUCUUGGCGGGCUAUAAGACAUCAAACGUAAGCGGUUCAAUACUCAUAAAUGGUAAAGAAAGAAACCUGAGGCGAUUUCGCAAGUUGUCCUGCUACAUUAUGCAGGACGACUGUCUCCUACCACAUCUUACUGUACGAGAAGCUAUGCAUGUAUCUGCCAAUCUCAAACUUGGAAAAGACAUGACUGUUACCGCAAAGAAAAUUGUUAUCGAUGAAAUAUUAGAAAUGUUAGGCCUAGUAGAAGCCGGUGAUACACGAACGAUAAAUUUAUCUGGAGGGCAGAAGAAACGCUUGUCCAUAGCUUUAGAAUUAGUGAACAACCCUCCUGUGAUGUUUUUCGACGAGCCCACAUCUGGUUUGGAUAGUUCAUCGUGUUUCCAAUGUAUAUCGCUGCUGAAAUCUUUGGCUAGAGGCGGUAGAACGAUUAUAUGUACCAUACAUCAGCCGUCCGCGAGGCUGUUUGAGAUGUUCGACUUUUUAUACACGUUGGCUGAAGGGCAGUGUAUAUAUCAGGGGCCUGUCAGUGGUUUAGUGCCGUUCUUAUCAUAUAUGCAGCUUCAUUGUCCCAGUUAUCACAAUCCAGCUGACUAUGUGAUGGAGGUGGCGACCGGAGAGCAUGGCGAAUGGGUCCACAAGUUAGUUAUUGCGGUAAACAAAGGCAAUUGUGGCCGUGGACAGUCAUCAACGUCUUCAUCUUCAUCCUCCGUUCCUCAGAACUGCAAUUAUAAUAACCAGAGCAAGAAUAAUGUUAAGAAAGAAGCGCUUGAGAUUGUUAUAGAUAAACCAACCUGCACUGUGAUAGACAUGUCUGAACCAACAGUUAACAGCGAAAAACAGAGUGCCCUACCGAACUCAACGAAUCUAGCUCCCGUAACUUGCACCACGUCUCUCUUAGAUUCGAGCGAGAGUUUCACCAAAAAACCUCAAAAUGCCGGUUUCCCAACAUCAGGAUGGAAACAGUUUUGGAUCUUAUUGAAAAGGACCUUCAGGAGUAUCCUUCGCGAUCCAAUGUUGACUCAUUUGAGACUGUGUUCACAUACGGUUGUUGGGCUGUUAAUUGGAUUUUUGUAUUAUGACAUCGGGCAUGAUGCGGCGAAAGUUAUGAGCAAUGCUGGCUGUUUAUUCUUCACUGUGAUGUUCACUAUGUUCACGGCUAUGAUGCCUACAAUUCUUACAUUCCCAACUGAGAUGAGUGUGUUUGUGAGAGAGCAUUUAAAUUAUUGGUAUUCUUUGAAAGCUUUCUACUUUGCGAAAACUAUGGCUGACCUACCGUUUCAGAUUGUCUUCAGUGGCGUAUACGUGAUAAUAGUUUAUUUUAUGACGGGACAACCGAUGCAAACAGACAGAGUGUUAAUGUUUACUACUAUAAAUAUACUCACGGCCCUCGUAUCACAAUCACUGGGUUUGCUCAUUGGAGCCGCUAUGAAGGUAGAAACUGGAGUCUACUUAGGGCCAGUAACGACCAUACCUGUUGUCCUAUUCUCUGGUUUCUUUGUUAAUUUCAACGCUGUACCAAGUUAUCUUCAGUGGUUGACGUACCUUAGCUACGUGAGGUACGGCUUCGAGGGUGCAAUGCUUUCUGUCUACGGGUAUGGCAGGGAAAAGCUUCAUUGCUCCGAAGCUUACUGCCAUUUUAGAACACCUAGUCUAUUCCUCAAAGAAAUGUCGAUGGAUCAUGCCAACUUUUGGGUGGACGUGGGUGCAUUGAGCGCUUUCUUUGUAUUUAUUAGAGUAAUCUCCUAUUUAGUUUUAAGGUUUAAAUUGAAGAUGAUGCAG